This is a messenger RNA of Cuscuta campestris, 1786 nucleotides long. The record is from the annotation of a GenBank genome assembly. Lineage: Eukaryota; Viridiplantae; Streptophyta; Magnoliopsida; Solanales; Convolvulaceae.
GGAGAGGGAGGGAGGGAGUAUUCAAUGGUUGGUAUUACUCGUAAUCUAUACUGAGUAUUUUUUUUUCUAUCUUUGAGAAUUCAGGUUGCGGAGGAUCUGAUUCGAGGAAGACGACCUUUGCUCAACUGAAAAAAGUUAUUCUCGAGUCCUUGCAUAUGCUUGUGAUCUGGUCCUUCAUCCACGAUUCUUGGCUGUCACCAUUUUUCAUUCAAUUAGGAAUCUGUUAUUCAAAGAUGUAUCGUUCAGGAAAAAUUUGUAGCUAGCUCACUCACCACAACAACAACAACCCAAUAGAAUCCCGCAACAACAGUGGUUUGAGGAGGGUAUGUGUGCGUAGACCUUACCCCUAUUAAAAGUAGAGGUUGUUUCCAAGAGACUCCCAGCUCAAGCAAUACAAAAAACAGCUAGUACAACAAAAGCUCAAAGAGCAAGCCAAAGGUUAAAAGUGAUGGGCAUAUAUCUUAGUUCUCCAAAAACAGAGAAGCUCUCAGAGGAUGGUGAGAAUAUGGGGCUUAGAUAUGGGUUAUCAUGCAUGCAAGGAUGGCGUGCAACAAUGGAAGAUGCGCAUGCUGCGAUCCUUGACUUGGACACUUCGACUUCUUAUUUUGGCGUUUAUGAUGGUCAUGGAGGGAAGGUUGUUGCUAAAUUCUGUGCCAAAUAUCUUCAUCAACAAGUAAUUAAGCAUGAAGCAUAUCAAGCUGGUGAUAUUGGAACUUCUUUGCAGAAAUCUUUUUUAAGAAUGGAUGAGAUGAUGCGUGGACAGAGAGGGUGGCGGGAGCUUGCUGUUCUGGGUGAUAAAUUGAUCAAGCUCACCGGUCUGAUAGAAGGUUUGAUAUGGUCCUCAAGAAACUCCGAAGGAAACGAUCAGCAUGAUGAUUGGGCGUUUGAGGAGGGACCCCACUCUGAUUUUUCUGGACCCACUUCUGGAAGUACAGCUUGUGCUGCAAUCAUUAGAGGCAACCACCUUGUUGUUGCCAAUGCCGGUGACUCCCGCUGUGUGAUUUCAAGGAAGGGUCAGGCAUACAAUCUGUCAAGGGAUCACAAACCUGAGCUUGAGGUUGAAAGAGAACGGAUUUUGAAAGCCGGUGGUUUCAUUCAUCAUGGACGAGUGAAUGGAAGUCUAAAUCUUGCAAGAGCUAUAGGAGACAUGGAAUUCAAGCAGAAUAAGUUUUUGCCAGCUGAGAGGCAAAUAAUAACGGCCAAUCCAGACAUAAAUACAGUUGAGUUAUGUGAGGAUGAUGAUUUUAUGGUGCUAGCUUGUGAUGGCGUAUGGGAUUGUAUGUCUAGCCAGCAAUUGGUUGAUUUUAUACAUGAGCAGCUGCACUCUGAGAGUAAGCUUUCGGCAGUGUGCGAGAGAGUUCUAGACACGUGUUUGGCGCCCUCUACGGCUGGAGGCGAGGGAUGUGACAACAUGACUAUGAUAUUGGUUCAGUUUAAGAAACCAAUUCAAUCGGAACCUCAUGACUUGCCUGAAUGCGACAGAAAGUUGCCACAAGUGAAUGGGAAACCUCAUGACGAGUCUGCCGAAUCGGUUGAAUGCGGAUCAAGUUCAUGGCAGAUGUGUAUAUAGUGUGUGUGUGUCUAAUAUAGUCAUUGUGAAAUUCCAAACUGCAACUCUGCAUGAAAAUAUUAUUCUUGUGGUUCCCUUUGUGACUGCAAUGUAAUGAAUGUACUGUAAAAAUGGAAAAUGACUGCAUUUGUAUAUAAUAAUACUAUCAUGGAGGACCUUUUCUCUCUAAUCUUCCAAGGAUUUAUCUUUUUUUUUUAAUAAUGAAGUUUGUUUGUG